UUUCUUUUAUAGAUUCUGAGAGACGCGCUGCAAUAGUCGGCUACUCGGCUCUACCCCCAUCAACCUCACCUCCACCAUGAACAGAUGAACUCACUCACCUCCAUCCUCUAGGGUUUCUCUCUGUCUCUCUAACUCACUCUCCCCAAAAGACACAGCUGAACAAAAAUUCAUAAGACAAUGGAAUAUAGAAUUCUAGAUCUAGCCCACAAAUAGAAAAAAAAAAAAAAAAAAAACAAAGCAUUUUUGCUUCCCCACCCUCACACACCCAAUUUCUGUAAUCUUAAGACAAACACAGAGAGAGAGUGAGAGAUGGGGCAACAAGAGAACGUAGUAGCUCAGAAGAGAAGCAGCGGCGGCGGAGCUGGUGGGCUGCCGACAACCGCCGCAUCUAACGGCAGGGGGCGCACGCUGGUGCCACGUGGCAGGCAGCUCCACAAGACCUUCAACAACAUAAAGAUCACCAUCCUCUGCGGCUUCGUCACCAUCCUGGUCCUCCGCGGCACCAUCGGCAUCGGCCACCUCGGUUCCUCCGAUGCCGACGCCGUCAACCAGAACAUCAUCGAGGAGACCAACCGAAUCCUCGCCGAGAUCCGCUCCGACUCCGACCCCUCCGACCCCGACGGUCCCGAGCUGUUCUUCAACCCCAACGAUACCUACACUCUCGGACCCAAAAUCUCCGACUGGGACAGCGAGCGCAAGGCCUGGUUACACCAGAACCCCGAGUUCCCUAGCUACGUUAACGGUAAGCCUCGUAUGUUGCUUGUAACUGGGUCUCCUCCUAAACCUUGUGAUAACCCAAUUGGUGACCAUUACUUGUUGAAAGCUAUUAAGAAUAAGAUUGACUAUUGUAGACUUCAUGGGAUUGAGAUAGUGUACAAUUUGGCUCAUUUGGAUAAGGAACUAGCUGGGUACUGGGCCAAAUUGCCGUUGAUUCGUCGGUUGAUGCUGUCGCAUCCUGAGGUGGAGUGGAUUUGGUGGAUGGAUAGCGAUGCGCUCUUCACCGACAUGGUUUUUGAGAUUCCAGUUUCCAAGUAUGAUGGUUAUAAUUUGGUUAUUCAUGGUUACCCCGAUUUAAUGUUUGAGCAGAAGAGUUGGAUUGCGUUGAAUACGGGUAGUUUCCUGUUUAGGAAUUGUCAGUGGUCUUUGGAUUUGCUUGACGAUUGGGCGCCAAUGGGGCCAAAAGGGCCAGUUCGGGAGGAGGCCGGGAAGAUUUUGACGGCAAAUUUGAAGGGGAGGCCGGCAUUCGAGGCGGAUGAUCAGUCGGCGUUGAUAUACUUGUUACUUUCAAAGAAGGAUCAGUGGAUGGACAAGGUGUUUAUUGAGAAUUCGUAUUAUUUGCAUGGGUAUUGGGCGGGAUUGGUGGAUAGAUACGAGGAGAUGAUUGAGAAGUAUCAUCCGGGAUUGGGGGAUGAGAGGUGGCCGUUCGUGACCCAUUUUGUUGGUUGCAAGCCUUGUGGGAGCUACGGGGAUUACCCGGUUGCGAGGUGCUUGAGCAGCAUGGAGAGGGCAUUUAAUUUUGCCGAUAACCAGGUGCUUAAGCUGUAUGGGUUUAGGCAUAGGGGAUUGUUGAGUCCUAAGAUCAAGAGGAUCAGGAAUGAGACAGUCAGUCCUUUGGAAUCUGUGGACCAGUUUGACAUCCGGCGGCACACAGUGCAAGGGAGCAUUGAAUCCAAGAGCUAGAGAGUAAAAAAAAGGUCUUCAAUGUGUGAUAAUGUUUAGGUAAUGAUAUAUAAUUCCUCAGUCUAAAGCAAAUUUAAAUUUGAUAACAGUUUCCAUUUAAGUUUUUGUUUUUUUUUGUUUGUUAUGUUGUCUUGGUACCGUUUUGAGGAACCAUAGAGUAGAAUUCUUUUGUAGACUUCAAUUCUUGCUGUUGUGUUUGAGUAAUCCAUAAAAGCAAUUUUACUUUUGAUUUGCACUGUA
Alnus glutinosa is the source of this 1920-nucleotide messenger RNA. Its product is annotated as probable xyloglucan 6-xylosyltransferase 5. The record is from RefSeq and is a predicted model, not a curated record. NCBI's taxonomy places the organism in Eukaryota, Viridiplantae, Streptophyta, Magnoliopsida, Fagales, Betulaceae. Gene Ontology annotation, cellular component: endosome; trans-Golgi network; membrane. Gene Ontology annotation, biological process: xyloglucan biosynthetic process. Bases 310 to 1680 code for a protein of 456 amino acids. Gene Ontology annotation, molecular function: hexosyltransferase activity. The transcript has a single exon.